UGAUGUCAUAGCCCUGUAUCCACCCAUGGUGCACUAUGAUCCGGAAAUCUAUGAGGAUCCCUAUGAGUAUAAGUUUGACCGCUUUCUGGAUGAAAGAGGUCAGGAGAAAAAUGCUUUUUAUCGUAAUGGUCGGAGGCUGCGUUACUUUUACAUGCCCUUUGGGUCAGGGGUCACAAAAUGCCCUGGACGAUUUUUUGCUGUGUAUGAGAUCAAGCAGUUUCUGACUCUGAUGCUGUCCUACUUUGACAUGGAAUUAUUAGACCCUGCAAUCAGAAUUCCUCCUCUAGACCAAUCUCGUGCAGGUCUGGGAAUUCUCCAACCAACCUAUGAUGUGGACUUCAGGUACAACUGA
Fundulus heteroclitus (mummichog) is the source of this 352-nucleotide messenger RNA. RefSeq names its product cytochrome P450 7A1-like. The transcript is spliced from 2 exons. Gene Ontology annotation, molecular function: steroid hydroxylase activity; iron ion binding; oxidoreductase activity, acting on paired donors, with incorporation or reduction of molecular oxygen. Gene Ontology annotation, biological process: bile acid biosynthetic process; cholesterol homeostasis. NCBI's taxonomy places the organism in Eukaryota, Metazoa, Chordata, Actinopteri, Cyprinodontiformes, Fundulidae. Bases 26 to 352 code for a protein of 108 amino acids. The record is from RefSeq and is a predicted model, not a curated record.